This is a messenger RNA of Cooperia oncophora, 1200 nucleotides long. NCBI's taxonomy places the organism in Eukaryota, Metazoa, Nematoda, Chromadorea, Rhabditida, Trichostrongylidae. The record is from the annotation of a GenBank genome assembly.
AUGCAACAACCGCCACCGACAAGCAAGCAGCCAGGCUCCCAUGCACCUUUUACACCGCAUCGUUCGGCACCAACUUUUCAUCCUGGCAAUGCGUCAUCAUCAGCCAACCACGCUGAUGCGCUGGCUCUUUAUCAGGAAAAUCAUGGAGGGACAACAUAUUUCUAUCCUCAACAACAGCCACCUCAAACGUUGAGUACACCCGAUUCGACGACUGCCAACGCUCGUGUGAAUAGCGCACCACUAGAACAAGUGGUACCAGAGAAUCACACCGUCGUUAAUACCAACGGCAGUUUCUCCUACCAAGGACCAGUGCCACAUAUAGGCAAAUUUCGUCCAAAGAGUGUGGCCAGUAACAAUAUGGCUCAGUUCAUUUCACCUGAUGUGAAAAUGGAACUGGUUCAUCGGCAACUGGCUAUGGAAGCUCGAGCAGAUCCAAUUGUUUAUCCAGAUCUGCCCCAGCAGGUGGAACACUUCAAUCAGUUGGUCCCGUUGGAGCAAAUAAAUCAGCACCAUGCCACCCAGUCUGUGUUCAAGGCGGUUUCUAUACGAGAUGGUGUUACGUAUUGUAUCAGGAGAUUGCACGGCUUUCGCAUUUCCUCUCCAAAACAACUACAGCCGUUAGAGACGUGGAAGAAGUUAGUAAAUGUGAACGUUGUGCAACUGCGAGAAGUUCUUCCCAAUUGCAAAGCUUUUGGUGACAGCUCUGUCGUUCUCGUCUAUGAUUACCAUCCCCUGGCAGACUCACUAAAAACUCGUCAUUUUGGACGUAUGCUUGGUAGUGGUUUCAUUGAUGGAAUAACUGGAGCCAAAAUGUCGAGUCAGCUCACUGGACACGCUUCAAACCAAAUGCAGCAAGGCGCUGGGGUUGUCGAAUGGUUGCUGUGGUCAUAUGUGAUUCAACUGUCAUCCGCAUUACGAGCUGUUCAUGCAAAUGGUCUUGCUUCCAGAUGCGUAGAUCUCUCGAAGAUCCUCGUUCACGGCAAGAGCAAGAUUCUCUUGAGUUGCGGUGGAGUAGCUGAUCUACUUGCGCCUGACACCCAAGUCCAACAAUUACAGAUGGAAGAUCUUCAUGCUCUGGGCCGAGUUCUACUGGCCUUGGCCACUGGUAAUGCAUUCGCCGCUCGCCGAGAUCUUGUCCAGCAGAGUAUGACAUACGUCACAAAUCACUACAGCAGUGAUAUGAAAAAUCUUAUAAGGUGA